CUCGGAGCGGGGCCCGCCCAGCCGAGCCGGGCGCAGGCGCAGGGAGCGGCCGCGUGGGGUGCGGGGGGAGGCGGCGCUUGGCCGGAGGGGCCCGCGGCGGGAUAUUCCGGGGCGGCGAGAGCGGAUCUGCCCUCUUGGGAUCCCAUGGCUUUCUUUCCUGGGCUGAGGGGCCCUUUCACCCACAUCAGCAGAGCCCUCAGCCAGCGCUGUUUCAGCACCACCGGGACCCUGGGUGCAAUUCAGAAGAUGACGCGGGUGCGUGUGGUGGACAACAGUGCCCUGGGGAACACCCCGUACCAUCGCCCUCCUCGCUGCAUCCACGUCUACACCAAGAAUGGGGUGGGCAAGGUGGGCGACCGGAUACUGCUGGCCAUCAAGGGACAGAAGAAGAAGGCGCUCAUUGUGGGGCACCGCAUGCCUGGUCCUCGGAUGACCCCCAGGUUCGACUCCAAUAACGUGGUCCUCAUUGAGGACAACGGGAACCCGGUGGGGACCCGCAUUAAGACACCCAUCCCCACCAGCCUGCGCCGGAGGGAAGGCGAGUUUUCCAAGGUGCUGGCCAUUGCUCAGAACUUUGUGUGAGCAGAGCCCAGCCGCCGCGGCGGUGGGGCUCCUGAAGGAGCAGUUCCGAUAACCGCGCCCUUGCUGGCGGGGGGUUUGGGGCCCCGUGGCUGGGGAACAGUGUCCUGUGAGGAAUAAACAUUUUCACAUGUG
Myotis daubentonii (Daubenton's bat) is the source of this 714-nucleotide messenger RNA. RefSeq names its product mitochondrial ribosomal protein L14 (gene MRPL14). Gene Ontology annotation, molecular function: structural constituent of ribosome. Gene Ontology annotation, cellular component: mitochondrion; ribosome. NCBI's taxonomy places the organism in Eukaryota, Metazoa, Chordata, Mammalia, Chiroptera, Vespertilionidae. Gene Ontology annotation, biological process: translation. The record is from RefSeq and is a predicted model, not a curated record.